Messenger RNA from Guyanagaster necrorhizus, 819 nucleotides. RefSeq names its product UBC-like protein. The record is from RefSeq and is a predicted model, not a curated record. The coding region runs from base 1 to 819 and encodes 272 amino acids. The transcript has 7 exons. NCBI's taxonomy places the organism in Eukaryota, Fungi, Basidiomycota, Agaricomycetes, Agaricales, Physalacriaceae.
AUGGCCACCAAAGCCGCCAGCAAACGCCUAUCCAAGGAAUGUGUAACCAUGCAAAGGGAACCACCACCAUUCGUUUGGGCUGUACCCGAUGAAAAGAACAUCUUGACCUGUGAGCGCUUCCGUGGCCCACCUGAUUCACCCUUCGCCGGCGGAGAGUACCAUGGUCUCUUGCUUUUUCCUUCAGAGUAUCCAUUUAAGCCUCCAGGUAUCAAAAUGCUUACACCAUCUGGACGAUUUCACCCCGACAAGAAGAUAUGCUUCUCCAUGUCGGAUUUUCAUCCCGGAUCUUGGAAUCCCGCGUGGAGCGUAGCGACAAUCUUAACCGGCCUACUAUCGUUCAUGCUAUCGGAUGAGAUGACAACCGGUUCGGUGACGUCUUCGGAUACUCACAAGCGUAGCUAUGCGCUGCGAAGUCAUGGUUGGAACCUCGCACAGGCGCGGUUCAAGGAGGCUUUCCCCGAAUAUUGUACCCCGCAGCCCAGGGACUUGCCAAAUAUGGGUGAGCGGGAACGAGGGAUCGUCAAGCCACCACCACCACCACCUGUGGCUCUCUUUCCUUUGGCGCCUCAGCCCACUGCACCAGCGGCCCAGCCUGUUGUAGCCAAGCCUGCUCCCCUGCCCACUCUGGCGGUUACACCAACAGUGCCGACGGUAUCGCCUACUAGCGCGCCUCGCGGGUCAAUAGGUAAAACUGACGAGACUGCUAAUGUUGCUGUGGGGUGGGCUAGUGGAUGGGGCCAGUUGUUCUGGCAGAAAUGGCGAUGGGGUAUUCUUAUUGCCCUCGCCGUGAUUGUUUCCAAGAUAUCCUCCAAAGAUUGA